Molecule: messenger RNA, 2284 nt
Organism: Fundulus heteroclitus (mummichog)
Lineage: Eukaryota; Metazoa; Chordata; Actinopteri; Cyprinodontiformes; Fundulidae
Gene: exoc4
Product: exocyst complex component 4
Biological process (GO): exocytosis; Golgi to plasma membrane transport; chemical synaptic transmission
Cellular component (GO): exocyst; synapse; growth cone membrane
Source: RefSeq, a predicted model, not a curated record
CCUUGCGCAACCUCACGCUCCCGUCUUCCUGUUUGAGUGCUGCAGCUGGAGAGAGAAAAAAUGGCAGCUGAAACAGGCAAAUACAGGAGUGCUGUUAGCAAAAACAAAGACCCCUCUGGUCUUCUCAUCUCUGUCAUAAGGACUCUGUCCAGCAGCGAUGACGUGCAGGACAGGGAGACGGAGAAGGGUCGCCUGGAAGACGCCUUUGAAAUAUGCGACAGGGAUUUAGAUAAACUGAUAGUUCAGCAUUACGCAGAACUCACCACUGCCAUCCGCACCUACCAGAGCAUCACGGAGCGCAUCACCAGCUCCCGCAAUAAGAUUAAACAGGUGAAGGAGAACCUUUUGUCUUGCAAAAUGCUCCUGCACUGCAAGAGGGACGAGCUGAGGAAGCUGUGGAUAGAAGGCAUCGAGCAUAAGCAUGUCCUGGAGCUGCUGGACGAAAUCGAAAGCAUCAAACAGGUUCCUCAGUGCCUGGAGACCUAUAUGGCCAGCAAGCACUACCUUCUUGCCACUGAAAUGCUGGUGACAGCGGUGGAGUCCCUGGAAGGCAACUUGUUUCAGGUUGAAGGGCUUGGAGAUCUUCGCCUGGAGCUGAAAAACAAGAAGCUGAACAUCCACUUGGUGCUCAUUGACGAGCUGCACCGGCACCUCUACAUCAAGUCCACAAGUCGCCUGGGACACAAGAACAAGGACAAAAACGCUGCUCGACUUCCAGGGUCCUUGACCAAAGACACGUCUCCGAUGUCCGUUUUGGAAGUGAGCGGCCUGUCAACGCCACGCAAGCUUUUGGAUUCUUCACAGUUCAGCACCCCUGGAUCCAGCAGUGUGCGUGAGCUGCAACAAGAUAUUCGGGAUCAUGCAGAUCUCUCUGAGGUGGAUCCAGAGGAAAACAGUGCUGAGUUCAUGGGAAUACUCAUCAAGGCUCUUGCCAAACUGAAGAAGCUUCCCGAUACCACUAAAGCCAUAAUGGAGCGCCUGGAGCCUGAACUGAAACAGAUCGUCAAGAGAUCCACCACACAGAUAGCGGAUCAUGCUUACCAGAGAGGAGAAAACCUGGCCCAGGAGAGCCAGCCAAGGCUGCUGUUGGAACUGCUGGAGCUUUUGUUUGACAAGUUCAAGGCUGUUGCCCAGGCCCACAGCGUGGUGCUGGCCCACAUGCAGCAGAUUGCGGCACACACUCCGGGUGCGACCCACGAGGAGGACAUCAAGCUGUACGAGCAGGCGGACGUGUCUGCCAAAAUCCAGGCAGUGCUGCAGGUUCUGCUGAUGGAGUAUCUGGACGUGAAGAACAGCCGCAGUUCCAACGAGCAGUCGGCUCAGCUCUCCUACGCCAGCACCGGCAGUGAAUUUGCCGCCUUUUUUGCGAAGAAAAAACCCCAGCGUGCCAAGCAGUCUCUGUUCAAGUUUGAAUCAUCGUCCCAUGCAAUCAGCAUGAGCGCCUACCUGAGAGAACAAAGACGAGAACUUUACAGCAAAAGUGGAGAAUUACAAGGUGGUGCUGACGACAACCUGAUUGAAGGCGGAGAAAUGAAGUUUGUGUGUAAGCCAGGAGCGAGAAACAUCACUGUGAUCUUCCAGCCUCUUCUAAGAUUCAUUCAGGAGAUAGAGAUGAACAUGGGGCCCAGCCAAGCCAAGCAGUGCCAGCUCCGAGCGUUCCUCACCUACUACAUUAAUGACCUCUUCCUUAACCAGGUUCGAACGGAGAUCAACAAGGAAAUCGAAGCAGUAAGUAAGGCUGCCGACCCCUUGAAAAUUCUCGCUAGUGCCGACACGAUGAAGCUCCUCGGCGUCCAGAGACCUCUGCUUCAGAGCACUGUGGUUGUGGAAAAGUCCAUCCAGGACCUCAUGAGCCUGAUGCAGGAUCUGAGUGCCUACUCCAACCAGUUCCUGGAGAUGGUCUGUGACAAACUCAAGGAUUACAAGGAAAUCUGCAACACAGCCUAUAGGGCCAUAGUCCAGUGUGAGGAAAAGCUGACGAUCAGCGCCUCCUGGGCUAAAGAUGAGGACAUCACCCGUCUCCUCCAGUCCCUUCCAAACUGGGCAAACAUGACGCUGCCCAGACAGACGCGACAGAAGAGGGAAGACGAAGAGGACUUUACACGCGCUGCUUUCGCUAAGGAGUCAGAGGUGCUGACAGGAAACCUGGGAGAUAAGUUAAUCCCCCAGAACGAGAUCCUGCGCGACGUCAGCGACCUCAAGGCUCUGGCUAACCUUCAGGAGAGCAUGGAGUGGCUCGCUGGUCGCCUCAAGACCUUCUUCACCAACCUGCCUCAGGCGUCCA